Messenger RNA from Esox lucius (northern pike), 3333 nucleotides. Its product is annotated as neurofilament heavy. The record is from RefSeq and is a predicted model, not a curated record. Bases 69 to 2714 code for a protein of 881 amino acids. Gene Ontology annotation, biological process: axon development. Gene Ontology annotation, molecular function: structural constituent of postsynaptic intermediate filament cytoskeleton. The transcript has 4 exons. Gene Ontology annotation, cellular component: neurofilament; axon. NCBI's taxonomy places the organism in Eukaryota, Metazoa, Chordata, Actinopteri, Esociformes, Esocidae.
ACUUUCUGUUCCUGUGGUAUAAAAGCUCAUCUCUCUUCGUCCAGCUGCAGUCUGCAUCCGACUAAGAGAUGAGCUACCCACUAGAUCACUACGGCCCCUACCGCAGGGCACCGCAGGUCCACUCUGUCCGGCCUGCAGCUUCCCUCUCCUCCGGCUACCAAUCGCAGUCCUGGACGACCUCCCAGCGCCGCCGUCCGGCUUACAGCCAGACAGUCUCCUCCGACACAUUGGAGAUCUUUAACGGCGACAUGACUCGGAGAAACGAAAAAGAGAUUCUGCAGACCCUCAACGACCGGUUCGCCGGUUACAUCGAUAAAGUGCGCAACCUGGAACUGAUGAACUCAAAUCUGGAGCAGGAAGCCGCUGCGCUGCGACAUAGCCAAACAGGACGCGCUGCUUUGGGAGAGCACUAUGAGCGUGAGCUGGGGGACCUGAGGGGUCUGAUCCAGCAGCUAACAGGGGAAAAGACACGCGCACGUUUGGAGCAAGAGCACCUGGAAGAAGACAUCCAGCAUGUGCGGACCAGGCUCGAGGACGAGGCACGCAGCCGGGAGGAGCUGGAGGCAGCGGCGCGAGUCAUGAACAAAUAUGUGGAUGAGUCUGGCCUUGCUCGACUGGAGCUUGACAAGAAGUUGUGCGCACUUCAAGAAGAAGCUGCGUUUCUGAAGAAGAAUCACGAAGAGGAGGUGGCAGAGCUGCUUGCGCAGAUCCAGGGUGCACAGGUGAGCUUCGAGGCUCGAGACACGAUCAAGGCGGAUGUCACAAGCGCGCUGCGGGAGAUUCGUGCUCAGCUGGAUGGCCACGCCACCAAGAGCGCAGUGCGGGCGGAGGAAUGGUUCAAAGUACGUAUGGAGAGGUUGUCGGAUGCAGCUCACUCUAACACAGAUGCGAUCCGUGGUGCCCAGGAUGAAAUAUCAGAGUACAGACGCCAGCUGCAGAGUCGCACCAUUGAACUGGAAACACUCAGGGGAACCAAGGAGUCCCUGGAAAGACAGUGCAUGGACAGAGAGGACAGACACCAGGGAGAAAUCAACUCACUACAGGAGACCAUCCAUCAGCUGGACAAUGAGCUAAAGAGCACUAAGUGGGAGAUGGCCAGUCAGCUGAGGGAAUACCAGGAGCUGCUGAAUGUCAAGAUGGCUCUGGACAUAGAGAUAGCAGCCUACAGGAAGUUGCUGGAAGGGGAGGAGACUCGGUUCUUAUCUGGGCCAAGUCUGUACUCCUACCCCACUGCCCACCUGAAGCUGAAGGGGGAGGAGCUCUCAGACACAGUCAUACUGGAGGAGCAGACAGAUGAGACUCAGGUCACUGAAGUGACAGAGGAUGCUGAGGAUGGUGAGGAAGGGAAGGGAGAGGGAGAUGAGGAGGAAGAGAAGGGAGAUGGAGAAAAUGAGGAGGAAGAUGAUGCGACCAAAGCUGUGGUAGAAGAUGCAGAAGAGGAAGAAGCUCCGGAUAAGGAAGGAGAGAAGGAAGAAGGAGAUAAUAAGGAGGAUGCGGAAGGAGCUACAGAUAAGGCAGGAGAGGAGGAAGAGAAAGGAGCUGCAGAUAAGGCAGGAGAGGAGGAAGAGGGAGAUAAAAAGGAGGAAGAGGAAGGAGCUGUGGUUAAGGUGGUAGAGGAGAAAGAGGAGGCAGGGGAGGAAGAAGAGAAAAAUAAGCCUGAGUCACCUCAAAAGGCAUCUUCUCCAUCCAAAUCCCCACCAGCCACAUCCCCCCUCCUAAAAUCACCCACCAAAUCUCCCGCCCCCAAAUCACCCACAGAGAAAUCUCCUCAGCCAAAAUCACCACUGAAAGCUCCAUCCGUGAAAUCACCAACAUCUAAAUCUCCUCGUAGCAAAUCCCCAGAGGUUAAGUCUCCCCUACCUAAGUCUCCUGAACCCAAGUCCCCAGUCCAAGAGAAGGCCAAAUCCCCUGCAGAAGACAAACCUGCCAAGGAGAAGAAAGACAAGGAGCCUGUGAAGGAGGAGAAGAAACAGGAGCCUGAGCCCAAGGAAAAGGAGAAGGGUGAGAGCCAGCCUAAACAAGAGAAGUCCGAGGAGAAGACCGACAAACCAGACCCCAAGGAGAGCGACACCUCUAAGGAGACUGAGCCCCAGAAACCUGUUCCGGAAAAACCUGCAGCAGAAAAGCCCGCCCCCACCAAGGAAAAGCCCACCCCCACCAAGGAGAGCCCCACUCCUACUAAGAAGGAUGAGGAGAAACAGGCCCCUGCCAAAACAGAUGACAAACCCCAGGCAGAGGAGAAGACUGCCCCCAAAGAAUCACCAGAGAAAACUGAGAGCAAAAAAGAGAAGAAAGCAGAACCCAGUAAGGAGGUGAAGGAGGAGGAGAAGACAGUGGAAAAGAAAGCAGAGCCCAUUGAAGAGGUGAAGGAGGUUAAAAAGCUGGAUAAGAAGGAGGACAAGAAGCAGGAUAAGGAGGACCAGAAGGAGGAUAAGAAAGCAGAGCUCAUUGAGGAAGUGAAGGAGGUUAAAAAGGAAGAUAAGGAGAUCAAGAAGGAGGACAAGAAGGAGGAUAAGAAAGCAGAGCCCAUUGAGGAGGUGAAGGAGGCCAAGAAACAGGAUAAGAAGGAGAUCAAGGAGGAGGAUAAGGAGGAUAAGAAGGACAUCAAGACGGAGGACAAGAAGGCCACUAAAGCCCCCAGCAGUAAAGAGGAAAAGGACACAAACGAGAAGUCCUCCGGCACUGAAGUCAAAGAGGAGAAAUCCAAGAAGUGAAACACUAAAAUAAGUGGAAGUGAGGAAGAUGCCAAAGAACUAAUAGGAUGGGACGGGGUGGGGGGUGUGGGGGCGCUACUGAAGUCCUGAACAAGGGAGGCCAGAGAAAAAUGGUAAACAAAGCAAUAGUGUUUCUCUAAUUACUAACCCCUGGAUACUCAAACCUAGUCAACCCUGAUAUGAUGCUUAUUCAAGUGAAUGAUUGUAGUGAAUGCAGAAUGCUCUAAAAUCUAUCUGAAUGUGUCUAUCUGACUUCCCAUCAAUAAUAAGUGCAUUAAAAUAACAGCAUUGCUCUUGCUGGGAGCGUAGCACAGGGCCAUGUACCUUCUGAAGCCUUCAAGGGCAGAGAUGUAAAAAAAUGCCUAUAAAAGAUUGUGAUAGAUUAUUCUAUUGUACUGUAUAUGUAUAUUAAUGAAGAUAUAAAUGAGUAUAUUAUAUUUGCAAAUAUGUAAUCAGAGAAAGACUUUAUGAAUCCGCUCAAUGUGCACCUUUUAACCAGCUCCCUGGCAGCUGGAGGCGCUGACUCAUUGUACUGUGUUAAAGUCAGAAAUAACACUGACAUCAAAGGUGACUGUGGUGUCCAUACAUGCUGAUGAAUUAAUAAAGUUUAAAACUGUAA